GCAUUUGUAGUAAUAAGAAAAAGCUUAUGUAAAUUAUUUUUAAACAAUGCGAAACGCGCACUUUGCUGAAUUGGUAUUCAAAGCGACUCUUCUUUCGGUUUCUUUCUGAAUCUGCCGAUCGGCCGCGGAAGUGAAACCCAUGAUAGGAAUGUGUUUAAAUGUGCGGUAUUUUUAACGACAUGAACAGAAAUGAACGUUAUAACGCAAACAUGCCUGUCACCGAAUGUCUGGAAGAUGAUAUGCGACACAGGAAUAUCGGGAGAUCUCGAUAGCAUUCUUACCGAGGCCCUUACCAUAGACACGCCCCAGCUUAGGAAUAUAUUGGAUUCUUGUGAAGGUGUGGACCACAACGAGACAUGGCAUUGCAGGGCGUUGAAGCUUCUGUCACCGUCCAUUCAUCACAUCAAGACAGUCUACGCAGAACUGCCUAUUGACAGCUUUUGGGCCAAAGCAGAUAAACUUUCAUUAUGGACGGGUGCAGAGGAGGACAUUCAGAACUGCUUUGGAUGGCUGAAGCGGGAUGAUCCUUGCGGGCCUGUCCUUGCCGUGCUUAGGAUAACUGCCAUCUUGGAGCACUCACUUGGCAAUGUUCUGUUUGGAAAAGGCAUUCGGGUGCCAUUUCUUCUGAAGGACAUCCUGUCUGCGCCACAGCUUCAUGAAGUCUUUGGUCCCGAACUUAUGACUCUGUUGCAAGUCAUCGUGGGUCCUCCGCAGUCUCUCAACUUGCGCAACGUCGUCUGGCAUGGGUUUGUCAGGCCGGAGGAGGUUGACAGCAGAUAUGCGUACCUCUUGAUCUGCAUUGUCCUGAGCCUCGGUGAGCAGAUGAUGCAGCGCCACGGUGUUGAUGGACAGGAUAUACAACGCCGCAAGUGCUUUUCUCUGGAACGGCAUGCCGUGAUGUUGGAUGACUUCCACGAUGUAGAUUUCAGUCGGGACCAUUUUUUAUCAAUACUGGAGUCCAGUCCUCUGGUCCUUCCAGGACAAAUGGCAUACUGGCAGACAUGCAUGAAUCUUCUAGGCAAGGCUUUGUAUGCUGAAUGCUUAACAUUGGCAUUGCCCCAGUUGGAAUGUGUGCUGAGGGUUCUCUACACUAAAGUAAAUGACUGCUCCCAUCGGCUACUAACAGCAGAGAUGUCAACAUUGUACACAACGAUGGAUGAGGUUCUUGCGAAGGAAAUGGAAUCUGGCUUGCCAAAUGCUGUCAGGGUUGCCCUUGGAGACCCUCACUUUGAGAUGUUCCUUGACAUAUUUUCGUACCUUGAAGGACCGAGGUUGCGGGACAAGGUUUCCCACGGUGAAGUGGAUCUGAGGACAGUCAGCGAAGGUCUCAUACUUCAUCUCUUGCACCUGACAGCACUUACAUGCAGUAUUGAGCCGCUCGAGUGUGCGAAUAUUGAGGCGAGUGGACUAAUCUGUCUGGGAGCUUUCUCAGUUGCUCUUGAUGAGAUAUGUUGAUGUCUAGGAUGUUCACUAAAGCUUACAUCAGUGUUUGGAUUCCUCAAUGUGCUUCGACAAUGUUGGCAACAAUUUCCUUCCUUUCUUUCUUUUAUUGUUUCCUGUAUGGAAACAAUAAACACGGAAACAAUAUGGAAGCAAUAAACAACAAAGUGUAUGGCGGUGGGUGAGAAAAAAAGCUGCAAGGAGACAACUUGAAUAUCUCUGGACCCUCUAACAAUGUAUCACAGUGAAGCAGGGUGGAAAACACACGAAAAAAUUAAAAACUGAAAAUAAAGGACGCAGCAUGUAAUCACACUUAAGGUAAACACUGCAGACAUAUGCACUUAAUGAAUGCUUAAACAUAAAACGGACAUUGUACGGUGAUCGUCACGGCACAUCAUUCA
Dermacentor silvarum is the source of this 1841-nucleotide messenger RNA. RefSeq names its product endoplasmic reticulum membrane-associated RNA degradation protein-like. The coding region runs from base 190 to 1455 and encodes 421 amino acids. The transcript has 11 exons. The record is from RefSeq and is a predicted model, not a curated record. Lineage: Eukaryota; Metazoa; Arthropoda; Arachnida; Ixodida; Ixodidae.